GGCAAGGGCUGCGUGGCGCAGGCUGAACUGCUUGCAUUUGUUUGCUCAUCAUCAUCUUACGUUCACUUGUUGGUGGUGAUGAAACAAGACUAGACCCUUGUUUACUUCUGUUGGUUAGGCUGAACCGUUUAGGCAUUAUAUCAGUUGUGGCUUUCCCUAGACUCUUUUACUUUCUUGAAUAAGCUUCUUUAUCUUUCUCUCUUUCUUUAUCACCGCUUGACUUGGUCUCCUGGUGUCACAAGAGUCAUUCUUUAAAACCUACCCGUCCUCGUGCAACUUUUUCAUCACAUACAAUCACUUCUUUUUGUUGAAUUCCUCCCAUCAAAUAAAAACAUUCGAUCAUCAUGAGCCAACAACAUGGCUACCAGCCCCAGCCGGGCAUGCAAUCGCACCAAGCCCCUCCACCACAAGACGGCAAGUGGGAAAGCAGCCUCAUGAACUGCACCCCUUGCGGCUCCUGCUGCCUGAGCUUCUGGUGCCCCUGCAUCCUGAUGGGCAAGACGACGGCUCGGCUCGAGGACCCGUCCUUGCGCGACUACAGCUGCGUCAACGCCGACUGCCUCAUCAUGUCCGGCAUCACCUUCCUGGGCUUUCCCUGCAUCUUCAUCACCAUCAAGCGCAUGGAGCUCCGGAAGCGGUUUGGCAUCGCCGGGUCCGGGCUCGGAGACUGCUGCGUGUCGUGCUGGUGCGGCUGCUGUGCCGUCAUUCAGCACGACAACGAGGCCCGCAGGCGACUGGGCGAGCCGGGUAAGGACGGCCAGACGUUUGUCCAGCAGGGCUACCAGGAGAAUCCGGGUAUGACUAUGCCCAAGUAAAAAAAAAAAAAAAAAAAAAAAAAAAAAAAUUUGAAGCUUGAAGGGGGGAGGAGUUUGUUGCUUUUCUUGUGGGCCUGGCGAUGGAGUUAAAGUAGGC
This is a messenger RNA of Pyricularia grisea, 912 nucleotides long. RefSeq lists its product as uncharacterized. The coding region runs from base 345 to 815 and encodes 156 amino acids. The transcript is spliced from 2 exons. Lineage: Eukaryota; Fungi; Ascomycota; Sordariomycetes; Magnaporthales; Pyriculariaceae. The record is from RefSeq and is a predicted model, not a curated record.